ACGAUGGUCAAUCCAACAUAUGUCAAAAAAAAUUUAUCCAUCAUAACACAGUAGAAAAAAAAAAAAUUGAUUAUUUAUUUGAUAAUUAUUUUUAUUAACACAACAUUAAAUCAAUAGUAAUAAAAAAUUAUCGAAAAAAAUCAAUUAAACAUGUCUUGAAAUUCAUCAAUAAAAACAAAAUAAAAUUAUCAAUAUUUAUUAUUGACUUGGGUGGAGUUUUAUGUGUAUACACCUAGAAAUGAUUAUUAUUAAUAAUAUAUAUUAAAUAAUAAUAAUAAAUAUAUAAAAAUUAAAUUAAAAUUAAGUGAAAUGAAGUGUUAGUUAUGCGUUUAAAGGGUAAAAAUAAUACAAAAUCAUUUCACAGUGUCUACAAAGUUCUUUCACGUAUAUGUCGUGCAGUAGACAAAGGUCAAUUAGAUGGUUUCAUGGCUGAUGGUUCAAUACAACCACUAAAAAGUGGUAAUAAUAACAACAAAAUGGGUUUUGCAUCAUCACCAAUAAAUGAUAAUAAUAAAACAAUAACAACAAAUGAAACAACAACAACAACAACAAGUACAGUAUAUGCUGUUGGACAAUAUGCACCAAAAUUAUUAAAAAAUUUAAAUAAACAAAGAUUAAAUAAACAAUUUAGUGAUGUUGGAUUAAUUGCUGAUAAUUGUAUAAUACGUGCACAUAGAUCAGUACUUGCUGCUGGUUGUGCAUAUUUUAAUGCAAUGUUUACUGGUGGUCUUGUUGAAGAACAACAAGAAUUAGUUGAAAUACAUUCAAUAUCAUAUUAUAUAUUAAAUAUUAUUAUUGAUUUUAUUUAUACUGGUAAUGUUGAUAUAACACAAGAUAAUGUACAAGAAUUAUUUGCUGCUGCUGAUAUGCUUGAAAUUGAUGAUAUUGUUACUGGUUGUAUUGAUUAUUUAAAACAACAAUUACAUUAUUCAAAUGCACUUGGAAUUUAUAGAUUUGCUGAAGCUCAUAAUCGUAUUGAUUUAAUGGAAACUGCCCUACGUUUUAUACAAGUUAAUUUUCCUCAAAUAUCACAAGAAGAAGAAUUUCUUGAUUUACCAAAAGAUUAUCUUAUACAUUUUCUUGGUAGUGAAUAUAUUCAUAUUGAUACUGAAUUUCAGGUAUUUCAAGCAGCAUACAAUUGGAUAACACAUGAUAUACCAUCACGUCGUUGUUAUGUAUUUGAAAUUUUAAGUCAUAUACGUUUACGUUUAUGUUCAUUAACACGUCUUGAUCAAAUAAUUCAAACAUGUAAAGAUUCAUCAUUAAUAAUUGCAUUACGUUCAAUACAAAAAGAUUUAACAACAAAUAAAGGUUGUUUAGUAUCAUUACGUGUACAACCACGUUUAUGUGCUAAAAAAAAUAUAUUAGUUAUUGGUGGUUCAAAACGUGAACAUACUGUUGAUGGUUGGGCACGUGAUGCUGAAUUAACAUAUGAAACAAUUGAAAAAUAUGAUACAUUUACUGGUAAAUGGAGUGAAGUUGCACCAAUUGGUAUUGGUAGAAUAUUACCAGGUGUUGCAUUACUUGAUGGUAAAGUAUAUGUUGUUGGUGGUGAAUUAGAAUCAUGUAUUAUUGCAAAUGGUGAAUGUUAUGAUCCACGUGAUAAUAUAUGGAAUUCAAUAUCAUGUAUGAUUGAGCCACGUUGUGAAUUUGGUUUAUGUUCAUUGGAUAAUUAUUUAUAUGCAUUUGGUGGUUGGAUUGGUGAAGAUAUUGGUGGUUCAAUUGAAAUAUAUAAUCCAAAAAUUAAUAAAUGGACAAUACAUGGUGAUUUACCUGAACCAAGAUUUUCAAUGGGUGUUGUUGCAUAUGAUGGUUUAAUAUAUGUUGUUGGUGGUUGUACACAUGAUAGUAGACAUCGUCAAGAUGUUAUGAGUUAUAAUCCAAUAACUGGUGAAUGGUUAAAUUUAUCACCAAUGUUAACACCAAGAUCACAAAUGGGUAUAACAAUACUUGAUGGUUUUAUUUAUGUUGUUGGUGGUAUGAAUAAAAAUCAAGAAGUUUUAACAUCAGUUGAAAGAUAUUCAUUUGAUAAAAAUAAAUGGACAGCUGUUGCACCAAUGUGCAUGGGAAGAAGUUAUCCAGCAGUUGCUGCUGCUGAUGGUAGACUAUAUGUCAUUGGUGGUGAUCAAAGUAGAGAAAUUAAUUUUUAUAGAACACAAAUUACAAUAUCAACUGUUGAAUCAUAUGAUCCAUCAUCAAAUAAAUGGACUGAAUGUGCAUCAUUACCAACAUCAAGAGGUGAAGCUGCUGCAAUUAUUGCACCAUUUUGAUUGUAAUGAAUUUUUGUUUUAAAUAUUGUUAAUUAUUAUGUUAAAUAUAUUUAUCAAUAAUUUUAAUUAUUAAAUCAUAUCAUUUUAAUUUUAUUAAGCUCAAAUUUUUUAUUAAAUGUUGUGAAAUUUUUUUGAGAGAUAGAAAAACAGCAAUAUUAAUUUUUACUUUUUUUUUUUUUUUGAUAUUUAAAGCUAAAAUUUAAUAAAGGAAUUGUUUAAAUAAAUUAAUUCUGAAAAUAACCAAAGACGCAACGAUAAUUUAAAUAAAAAAAAAAAAACAAUUUUUGAUACAAUUAAGAUUACAGCGAAAAUAAAAAUUAGCUGAAAAUAAUAAAACUACGUAAUUUUUAUGAUAAAAUUAUUUACAAUUAAUAUAAUAAUUUCAUUAAAAUCAUAAAUUAAUAUAUUGAUGAAGUAAUAAUAUUAAAGAGGAAAUAAGAAUGCUUAAUUAAUAAAAAUUGAAAAUAAAAAAUAUAUACCACUUCAUUACAAAAUGAUUAUUAAUUUUAUGUCAAAAAAUAUUAUAUAGAGGAAAUAUGGACGUUUUACACUAUAGAUGAAUUAAUAUAUAUAUAUUUAAAUAAAACAAAAAAAAUUAAAAAAAAAAAAAACAGCAACAACAACAACUCUCAAUUAAGAAAUAUUAAUUUUUUGUUUUUUUAAUUUUAAAUAGUUAAACUACCAGGAAUUAUUAUGUUUGUAUGUUUUUGUUAAUAAAAUUAUAUAAUAAAUAAACAAAUAUAUUUAAAAAAUAGUUAUCUUUUAUUUUUUCUAUAAUUAUUAUAUAUGAUUACGAGUUAAAAAGAAUCGAAAACGGAAAUUCCUUCAACAUUAGAACCUUGAUGAAUUUUUAUUCAACUAUUUUAUAUUAAUUAAUAAAAAAUAUUAUCUGAUUUAAAAAUUAAACAACACGUGUUUUCUUGUAUUUAAGAUAAAAAAAAUAUAAAUUUAUAUUUCUUAUUUAAAUGGCAUUAUUAAAAAAGUAUAUUGUCUAUAAAUAAAUAUGAAACAUUUAAUUUCAAUGAAAUUUAUAAAAAAAAAAAAAAGUGUCAUUUACCUUGACGCCACACGUUGUUAAUGAUAAUAAUAAUUAUCAAAUAAAAGACAUUAUAUUUUCCGUAUUUUUGAUUAAAAAUGUGUAUGACGUUAUUCAACCAAAGAAACAAUUAAUAUUAAAAAUAAAAAUAAUAUUUAUUUAUUUUUUAAAUAACAUACUAUCUCGACAAAGAUAAAAAUAUAUAAAAUAAAUAUUUAAACAAAUAUAUAUAUUUUACGUCUAUGAUAUAACUUGGAAAAAAACUUAAUUUUAAAAAAAAAUGGAAAAAAAACAGUAGUUAAAAAAAAAAAAGGAUAAGAGUUAAAAAAUAAUCUAAUUUUGGACGUGUAAAUUAAGCGUGAAUUACUUGAUUACCAUGAAAGUGAAGGGGCGAUAAAAAAAUAUCAAAAAAUAUUACGUAUACGUGUUAAAAAUCACGUACAUAGCAAAAAACGAAUAAAUAAAUAGAUAAUAUACAAAUAUUUCGAUAAUUAAAAUAUAUAUCAUAAAUAUUUGAUUAAACAAAAUCAACUGAAACUAAAAUCAUAGCCAAACAUCAAGCUACAAAAUUCAAAUUUUCUUUGACAUAAAAAUUAAAUUAGUCAUUCGAAAUUUACUUUAACUCAAUAAUAUCUUCAUCUUUGUUCAUUCAAAAACCUCAAAAGCAGAGUAAUUUAAAGCCAUAAAUUUCAAAUGUUAACACAACAAACUUCCACACAACAACAAACAACAAUUCAAUUGACAAAAUAUGAUUUUUUUUCCACCCAAAUAGCAUAAUUUUUCCAUUAAAAAAAUAAUAAUUCAUGUAUCUUAUAAAAAAAUUCAAAAACCAUAUAUAUAACAGUUGUUUUAACUUUUUUUAAAAUAAAUAUUAUUUAAAAAACAACCAAAAAUUGAUUUUUUUAAGAGAAAAACGAAAAAUAAAAAAAUGUCAAGAUACAUGACCUAGAUUUUUUUUUCUUAUUAUUUUUUUGAAUGCGAUUUUAGUUUGUUGUUAUCAGUUGUAAAAAAUCAAAAUAUUUAUUCAAUUAAUCAUUGAAUAUUAACUAAAAUUUAUUAUUAUUAUUUAUUUAUUUAUUUAUUAAAUUUUGAAUCAAUUUAAAUGUGAUAAUUUUAAAUAAACGAUGGCGCCAAUAUGUGUUUAUUUCAUUUAAUGUCUCGAUGAAAAAAAAAAAAAGAAAAAAAAA
Molecule: messenger RNA, 4493 nt
Organism: Aphidius gifuensis
Lineage: Eukaryota; Metazoa; Arthropoda; Insecta; Hymenoptera; Braconidae
Product: actin-binding protein IPP
Exons: 4
Coding region: 324-2270 (648 amino acids)
Molecular function (GO): protein binding
Source: RefSeq, a predicted model, not a curated record